This is a messenger RNA of Drosophila novamexicana, 1678 nucleotides long. Its product is annotated as V-type proton ATPase 16 kDa proteolipid subunit-like. Gene Ontology annotation, cellular component: proton-transporting V-type ATPase, V0 domain. The record is from RefSeq and is a predicted model, not a curated record. Gene Ontology annotation, biological process: proton transmembrane transport. Bases 1158 to 1637 code for a protein of 159 amino acids. The transcript has 2 exons. Gene Ontology annotation, molecular function: proton-transporting ATPase activity, rotational mechanism. NCBI's taxonomy places the organism in Eukaryota, Metazoa, Arthropoda, Insecta, Diptera, Drosophilidae.
ACAUAAUUUAUAGAUUUCAACGCAUAAAAAAGUCAUAAAAUUUACAAUGUUGCUUUCAACAAAAACACAUUCAGCCUGUGCCUGUGCCUGUGCCUGCGCCUGGGCCUGGCCAUAGCCGAUUCUUUUGAUGCCUUAUUUUUAUGAGCAAAGACAUCAAUUUUCGCACAGUUUGCCUAGCGGCAGCAACUACUACAGCGGCCACAUAUUCUUCUUUUUUUUUUUUGUAUAUAUAUAUUUCUCUAUCUCUUCAAUUCUUCUCCAGCGAUAAAUCCUCGCACUCAACAAAAUACAUAAACGAUUUAUAGUUGCACAAACGGCACAAAACGCAACAGUAGCAACAACAAUGCCAACCAGCACUAGGAACAGGGGAACUGAAGCUGGGAACGAAACAAGUUUUCCUUGCUACCAAAUCCCAGCGCAACAUAAAUCUUUAAUGGAAUAUCUUGGCACCAACUGGCUGAAUUGCGCGAGGGCUGCCCAAUGGAUCAACAAAACAAGAUAUUGAUUUGCUUAUUAUUGUCUAAAGCAGAACUACAAAAAAAAAACUAUAAAAAUAAUAGACUUUAUUGCAGUUUUACGAUUCGAAAUGUUCCAAGCCGAUAAAUGGGAGAGUGAAAUGUUUAAAACAUUGGCAAAGUCGUGUACAACAACUCGUCGGACUUGUUGAAACUUUAAAAGUUGAAAUUCUACUGUCAGUAGGUUGAGGAGUUCUAAAGAGAACUAGAAUGUCGAUGUUUAAUUAAUUUUGAACCAAAGCUGGCAACCAACUCGAUGUUUAAACCAAAGCAGAAGGCUCUUCAUUUAAAAAUAGAGUGAAUGAAUGACAGAGGAGACAUUUAUAAAUGCAAAUAAACAUCAAACCAUGCCAAUAAGGGUAAAGCUGACUAUUAUAAUUUACGAGUUGCGCUCAACAGAACCAUGUAUUGAAAUCGAUAUUUAUCGAUAUCGAUAGCAGAAAUCAAUAUCGAUGCAAAAUCCUUUGAACUAUCAAAAAUAAAAACGGACUAAGCAGGCCGAGAGAAUAAAGCGUUCAAUCAAGAGUUAUGUAAAUGCGGCUCCGAAAUUCUUUAAACUAAUAACUGAAUAUUAAAUUUGAAGAAGAAAUCAGCCGCAGCAGGACUAAGAUAACAACAACCAAAGGCGAAAAGUGAAGAGAAAUGCCUGAACAAACUGAGAACGAGGACGAUAAGCCACCAUAUGCAUUUUUCUUUGGUGGCAUGGGCGCCGCAUCGGCCAUCAUAUUCUCAUCCCUGGGCGCAGCAUAUGGCACCGCGAAGUCCGGCACGGGCAUCGCCGCCAUGGCUGUGAUGCGGCCGGAGCUAAUCAUGAAGUCCAUCAUACCCGUUGUCAUGGCUGGCAUUAUAGCCAUCUAUGGCCUGGUCGUCUCGGUGCUAAUUGCCGGCUCGCUGUCACCCGAAUAUACCAUACGGAAGGGUUACAUUCAUCUGGCUGCCGGCUUAUCUGUGGGCUUUGCCGGACUGUCGGCGGGCUUUGCCAUUGGCAUUGUUGGCGAUGCCGGUGUACGUGGAACAGCCCAGCAGCCGCGUCUAUUCGUUGGCAUGAUCCUAAUACUGAUCUUUGCCGAGGUGCUGGGCCUGUACGGCCUAAUUGUGGCCAUCUAUUUGUACACCAAAUAAUUUGCGUUGUAUUAAAUAUGAUGUGGCAAUUACAAAAAGAG